AUGUCGGGUCAUCGUAAGAAAGGGACGCGAGAGAACCCUAUCUCCCUUGAUGACGACAAGCCUGUUGCGAAGACCCCAACCCUACGCGAAGGUGGAAAAAGCCACACAAAGACAAAUCUCAAGUCAACAACCGCCUCUUCUCAGCAAGGCCGAGGUGAGGGUAUGUCGAAGUCUUCUACCCAAAAGAAGCAGAAGAAGCAGUCGGCUUUUCUUUCGGAAUCUAGCGACGAUGACUAUUCUUCUACCAUGAGACAAACCCGCCAACCCUGGAAGUUCGGUCCGACUGACGAGGAGUUCUUUGCUUUGGAAGAUCGUCCGCGAGGUAGUGGAGACUACGGUGCACAUAUUCUCCGCACAAAGUUGCGUAACGGAACAGAGGAGGCUGAAGAAGAAACCUUCGACAUUUCGGAUGAGGGCCUACUGUAUGAGGAAACGGAUUCUGAUGGGGAGGAUCAACCUAAAAAACGACGCAAGAACCAGAAGGGACCCGCACAGAAGCGCCAGAAGCCUACUCGAAAGCCUCACAUCAGCAGUUCAAAAGCAAUGGAUCACUUAAUGGCUCGAGUUACUGAUAAAAGCCGACGGGAUGAGUAA
Molecule: messenger RNA, 594 nt
Organism: Daldinia vernicosa
Lineage: Eukaryota; Fungi; Ascomycota; Sordariomycetes; Xylariales; Hypoxylaceae
Exons: 2
Coding region: 1-594 (197 amino acids)
Source: RefSeq, a predicted model, not a curated record